Messenger RNA from Selaginella moellendorffii, 620 nucleotides. Its product is annotated as superoxide dismutase [Cu-Zn]. The record is from RefSeq and is a predicted model, not a curated record. Gene Ontology annotation, biological process: removal of superoxide radicals. NCBI's taxonomy places the organism in Eukaryota, Viridiplantae, Streptophyta, Lycopodiopsida, Selaginellales, Selaginellaceae. The transcript is spliced from 7 exons. Gene Ontology annotation, molecular function: copper ion binding; superoxide dismutase activity. Bases 69 to 533 code for a protein of 154 amino acids.
UGUUCUAGACGACUAGGCUUCCUCAUUUCCAUUCUUUCGUUCUAUCGAGCUUCGAUUUGGAGCUAGCUAUGGCGCCUCUCAAAGCGGUGGCUGUUCUUGCCGGGACUGGCGUGUCUGGAGUCGUGAGCUUCGUCGAGGACGGCGAAGGUACUACGGUGUCUGGAAAGAUCACGGGCUUGGUUGCGGGCGAGCACGGCUUCCACGUCCACGCAUUGGGCGAUACCACGAACGGAUGUUUGUCCACAGGCGCUCAUUUCAACCCAAAUAAUCUGGAGCAUGGGGAUCCAAGCGAUAAAAUCCGGCACGCUGGCGAUCUAGGGAAUGUGACCGCAGGCCCCGAUGGAGUUGCGGAGUUCGUCAUCAAGGACAAGCAGAUUCCUCUAGCUGGGGCAAACUCGAUUGUGGGCCGAGCCGUCGUCGUUCAUGCGGAUCGUGAUGAUCUUGGCAAAGGUGGACACGAGCUGAGCAAGUCGACGGGAAACGCUGGUGGACGUCUUGCUUGCGGAGUGAUCGGACUCCAGGCAUCUGCCUGAACGCGAGCGACUUCCCGAUCAAUACUUCUACUCAUAUAUAAAGAGUUUUUCUGACGAAAGAAUAAGUGAUUAUUUUUUUUCUUUACA